UCAUUUCCUUCAUUAAAAAAACCGUCCCGGCAGUUGCUUCCGUUUCCCCUCGGCUCCCGGUACACGACAAAGACAACACCUUUGAAGCCUUCUUCCUCCCAACUUCUCCACUUCGCUCAGUACCGUACCACCUUCCUCCCUCGCAACUAUGUAGCCCAGCCAGAAGAUUCGCGUGUCGUCGUUUCUGCCCUUUUCUCCUCUCCAAUGGCGAUCAAGGCCGCCGCCGACGAAACAGAGCCCCUCCUCGUCGAGCACAAAUCAACCUCACAGCUCGCUCUCGUCGGCUCACGUGUCUGCCCUAUCGAAAGCCUCGACUUUGAGAUCGCGGAGAGCGUGCUGGUGAACCAGGAUCGGCGUGCGCGUAAUGGCCGAGUUGAGAUAUUUCGGAAAUUGUUCCUCAAAUGGGCACUCUGCUUCCUAAUCGGCAUCUUCUCCGCCUGCGUAGGGUUUUUCAUCAACCUUGCUAUUGAGAACAUCGCAGGCGUCAAGUUCGUCGUUACUUCCAACAUGAUGCUUGCCAAUAG
Phalaenopsis equestris is the source of this 524-nucleotide messenger RNA. Its product is annotated as putative chloride channel-like protein CLC-g. Gene Ontology annotation, cellular component: intracellular membrane-bounded organelle; plant-type vacuole membrane. Lineage: Eukaryota; Viridiplantae; Streptophyta; Magnoliopsida; Asparagales; Orchidaceae. The annotation marks the transcript as partial. Gene Ontology annotation, molecular function: chloride transmembrane transporter activity. The record is from RefSeq and is a predicted model, not a curated record. The transcript is spliced from 2 exons.